CUGUAUAGUACUCAUAAUAAUACCUGUUGACUGCUAGGAGUGGAUUGUCUUUGGAAAUUUGCUUUAGAGGUUAAUAAUUUUAGGGUGAUUGUAGUCCUCUAUUUAAAGUUGCCGUUAGACGUGUAAUUUUAUCCAUUCCUUCCCAGUGAUUUCAGAAAAUCUACCAUCUCGUGCCUUCAAGGAUGUCCAACUCACCAAUCGACACGAAUUGUAUGACGCUGACUCGCCAUGUCCUUGCUGAACAGAGGCGUAUCCCGGGCGCUACAGGAGACUUAACCCAAUUGCUUAAUUCGUUGCAAUCUGCUGUUAAGGCUGUUAGUUCUGCAGUUCGUAGAGCUGGAAUUGCCAAUUUGUAUGGCAUUGCUGGCCAAGUCAAUGUGCAAGGGGAAGAGGUCAAAAAGCUUGAUGUUCUUGCAAAUGAAUUGUUUAUCAACUUGCUGAGAAGUUCAUUCACAACUUGUUUAUUGGUAUCAGAAGAAGAUGAGACUGUUAUUGAGGUUGAAACUGAGAAACAAGGCAAAUAUGUAGUCUGCUUUGAUCCAUUGGAUGGAUCUUCAAAUAUCGAUUGCCUCGUUUCCAUCGGAUCGAUUUUUUCAAUUUUCAAAAAAACUUCGGAUGGUGUUCCGUCGGUCAAAGAUGCACUGCAACCGGGGAGAAACUGCGUGGCUGCUGGAUACUCUUUGUAUGGCAGUGCCACAAUGAUGGUCUUAUCAACUGGUAACGGAGUUAAUGGAUUUCUUCUAGACCCCGCUAUUGGAGAAUUUGUGCUGACUGAUCCCAAUAUGAGAGUGAAACCCAGAGGAAAAAUUUACUCAAUUAAUGAAGGCUAUACACACAACUGGGAUAAAGCCAUUCAAGAGUAUGUGGCUUCAAAGAAACAGGGUGCGAAGCCUUAUGGAGCUCGAUAUGUCGGAUCGAUGGUCGCUGAUGUCCACCGCACGCUCAAGUAUGGUGGAAUAUUCAUGUACCCUGCCACAACCGACGCACCUCGCGGAAAACUCCGUUUGCUGUAUGAGAGCAUUCCAAUGGCAUUUAUCAUGGAGCAGGCAGGCGGCGCAGCAUCUACGGGUACUGUCCCCAUCCUGGAUAUACAACCAGAAAAAAUUCACGAACGUUGUCCAGUUAUUCUGGGAUCGAAAGAGGAUGUUCAAGAUGUACUUGACAUUAUCAAACGUCACGGUGAUCUAAAGUGAGAAUGCCGUGCACUUGGAGACUUCUAUCUCAAGCAGGACCAAAUGACGAGGCCUUUAACUUUUUGCACAGUUUAUUCACUGUUAAUUCCACCUCAAUCAAAAAUACCUACGAAUUUUUCUUACUUACAACUCUUUAAUCAUUACUAGGAAUGUUGGGUUACAAUAGAUUUACUAGGAAAAACUA
Molecule: messenger RNA, 1377 nt
Organism: Daphnia carinata
Lineage: Eukaryota; Metazoa; Arthropoda; Branchiopoda; Diplostraca; Daphniidae
Gene: fbp
Product: fructose-1,6-bisphosphatase 1-like
Exons: 8
Coding region: 183-1193 (336 amino acids)
Biological process (GO): fructose 6-phosphate metabolic process; sucrose biosynthetic process; gluconeogenesis
Cellular component (GO): cytoplasm; cytosol
Molecular function (GO): fructose 1,6-bisphosphate 1-phosphatase activity
Source: RefSeq, a predicted model, not a curated record